Necator americanus (New World hookworm) is the source of this 1011-nucleotide messenger RNA. RefSeq lists its product as uncharacterized. NCBI's taxonomy places the organism in Eukaryota, Metazoa, Nematoda, Chromadorea, Rhabditida, Ancylostomatidae. The transcript has 3 exons. The record is from RefSeq and is a predicted model, not a curated record. Bases 1 to 1011 code for a protein of 336 amino acids.
AUGCAAUUAGCGUUUCUGAUCUUUGAAGCCGCUUUAGACUCUUCUCAUCGAGGUCAUCUUCUCAACGCGCUCCGCGUCGAUGGAGUACCAGGAAAGUUCGUUCGCUUGCUUGAUGACAUGAAACAACGGACAACUGCUGCAGUUCGAACACCAGCCGGAUGUACAACACCGUUUGAGGUGGUAACUGGAGUAAGAACAGUAGAUCAGUGUCCUGCCGAUAUCAUUCUAGCACCAUCAGGACGCCCCUUGACCGAUCUCAAUUACGCUGACGAUGUUGUUCUAUUCGCGGAAAACAGUACGAAACUUCAACAUGUUGUCAACCUUGUUUCAAAGCUGGCAGCAGGUGUGAUUCUCUUCGAGAUCUCGAACGGAAUUAGAGGGGACGGACAACCGAUAGAACUCUUCUAUGAGUUCUGUUACCUGGGCUGUAUGCUGGAGAACAACGGCAACUACGAGGACGAUAUUCAGCAAAGGUGCGCUAAGGCCACAUCUGCAUUUAACUCCUUAACGAAAUGCCUGUGGUCCACCCCCAUCACCGACGAAGUCAAGCUGCGAGUCUACCUAUCCGCAAUUCGCCCCAUCAUGAUGUACGGAUCCGAGAUUUGGACAGCACCAUCAACAGUGAUGGAGAGGCUUGAAUGCACAGAACGAAAGCUGUUCAGACGGCUACUUGGCUACUUUUGGCCUAGGGUAUGCCACAAUGAAGAUCUCUACGCGAAAUUGAUGUGGAAACGGGCAGAUCGCCUUGUUCAACGAGUUCUGGGGAGUUGGUCGGGUUCAAGCUGGAAGAAGGCACCUGGCCGGAAACGGAAGUUCUGGACUGAGGUGGUGAAAGAGGACAUGAGGACACUCGGCGUGGAUAGACAGUACAGGCGAGAUGUAAAGUUUCGCAGAAUAUGGCAUAGUGACGAAUGGAUUGAUUGUGUGCAAGCUCUCGCAGAAGGUUGCGCGGAGCUGUGUUCAAGGACGGCACACCUCAACGAGGAUGCGAGUAAUCGCGUCAGGCGAUGA